AUGCGACAUUUCCUUGCCCUCAACACAAUUUGGGCAGUUUCCACGGCCUAUGUGACUCCGGUACCCACAACAACACACGAUGGACUGGAUUUCGUCCGACAAGCAUCUUUCAAAUAUAGCGACCCUGUCAAGCUACGCAUCUCGUUGGUGGUCACAUCCAAAAUCUGCCUGGGUCUGCUGGCAGGGUUACUGGGGUACCGGAUACGCCAGUUCAACCAACAUUUGCUCAAGAACAUGACACUGACACAUGUCUACAUCUUCAUUGACUACAUCUCUGCCAUGACCUUUAUCACCGCCGCUGCAAUUGUUCACAACGGCCUCGGAAUCACAACAGACAAGAUUUGUAGGGCCGCGAUAAGGCUUUGUCUGCUCUUUUACACAGCCGGCAAAGUGAGCAUGUACCUCUUCCUUGUCGAGCGCAUUCACGUUCUGAGGGCUCCCUACCGGUCCCGAUGGAGCGAUUACCUUUGGAUUUUCAGCACCAUUGGCAUCUGCGUCAGUCUUGGGGCCAUUGGCGUGGCUGGGUUUGCCGUGCCCAUCACUUCGCUCUCCAAAGCCGACGGCCGCUGCCGAAUCGGCCUGCAACCAUACGCCAUCAUACCGCUGCUGGUAUGCGACAUUGUUAUCAACGUGCUCCUCACUCUUGUCUUCAUCUAUCUUCUUAGCCCUGUGGUAAGAGGAAACCGACCUUCUGGCGCCGGGUUUGCGAGUAGAUUGGCUAGGGUAAUCGGAACCCUCUGUGGUCGGGCGAAGCAGAGAACAGCCGUUAAUCUUCACCCAGCCAACCAACUUCUGGUACGAAGGGUCGAAAAGCUUCUGUUCAAGACACUGGUGGGAUGCCUCUUGGUCGUAUUACCUGCUUCUGCCAACCUCACUGCUUUGUGCAUAUACCGAGGAAAGAUGCCGGCAUUUAUGUGCUUUACAAUCUGCAUAUUCGAUGUCACAUGGGCGGCUGUGGUGCUUCAUUGGCUCACCAUGGCCAGUGCAGAUAGACGGGAGAGUGGAGCUGCACUGUGA
Bipolaris oryzae ATCC 44560 is the source of this 1017-nucleotide messenger RNA. RefSeq lists its product as uncharacterized. NCBI's taxonomy places the organism in Eukaryota, Fungi, Ascomycota, Dothideomycetes, Pleosporales, Pleosporaceae. Bases 1 to 1017 code for a protein of 338 amino acids. The transcript is spliced from 5 exons. The record is from RefSeq and is a predicted model, not a curated record.